Molecule: messenger RNA, 1851 nt
Organism: Brugia malayi
Lineage: Eukaryota; Metazoa; Nematoda; Chromadorea; Rhabditida; Onchocercidae
Gene: Bma-nfm-1
Product: neurofibromatosis homolog protein 1, isoform b, putative
Exons: 13
Coding region: 1-1851 (616 amino acids)
Biological process (GO): positive regulation of protein localization to early endosome; regulation of cell shape; positive regulation of early endosome to late endosome transport
Cellular component (GO): adherens junction; apical part of cell; cytoskeleton
Molecular function (GO): cell adhesion molecule binding; actin binding
Source: RefSeq, a predicted model, not a curated record
AUGAAUCAAAAAUUGAACGUUACCAGUGAUAGUACAAAAAUGGGAUUCUUUUCACCUGGUGGUAGCUGGAAAUAUUUGUCUGUUAAAGUAAGCACUAUGGAUGCUGACCUGGAGAAAAUUACCGUGGAGCCAGACUGUACAGGACGACAGCUGUUUGAUACGGUUUGCAGGAUUAUUGGUCUAAGGGAAAUUUGGUUUUUUGGUUUGCAGUUUGUGAAUAAAAAAGGGAUUCCGUGCUGGUUACAAAUGGAUAAGAAAAUAAGUAAACAGGAAGUGCCUAAACAAGAAGAUGGUUCGAUGCAUCUCAUAUUUCUUGUGAAGUUUUAUCCAGAAGAUGUCGAAGAAGAACUUAUACAAGAUAUAACGCGUCAUCUUUUCUUCCUUCAAAUCAAACAAAGUAUUCUAAGUAUGCAACUAUAUUGUUCUGCUGAAGCAUCUGUUCUUCUUGCAUCAUACGCUGUACAGGCAAUUCAAGGUGACUGUGUGGAAAGUUCGAAAUUGCAAUUAAGUGAGUUAUUGCCGGAAUGUGUAAUCAAACAGUACGAUAUGACACCACAGAUGUGGGAGGAACGUAUCAAACGGUGGUGGAUAAAUAAUAGUGGGCAAAGCAGGGAAGAUGCAGAAAUGGAAUAUCUGCGGGUUGCACAAGACUUAGAAAUGUAUGGAAUUCAGUACUAUCCUAUAUGUAAUAACAAAGAAACGGAUUUAACACUCGGUGUAUCUGCGCAAGGAAUUGGGAUUUACAAAGAAUCUAAUCGAAUUACACCACGGCCAUUCUUCUCCUGGAGCGAGAUUAAGAACAUUUCAUUCAAAAAUAAAUUUAAUAUGAGGACAAUGGACAAAAGUACGAUUACAUUUCGUGCAAAAGAUAUCUCUAUCAAUAUGAGCAUAUUGGAUUUAUGCGUUGGUACCCAUAAUUUAUACUUACGAAGACGUCAGCCAGAUUUGCUCGAAGUGCAGCAAAUGAAAGCUCAAGCUAAAGAGCAGAGAAUUAGACGAAUUCAAGAACAAAACCGUUUAUCUCGUGAACGAGAGCAGCGUAUACAAGCAGAAGCAGAGCGAGAUCGAUAUAAAAAUGAAAUAGCCGCAAUCAACGAACAACUACGCAACAUGAAGGCUAUGAAAAAAACCGAGGAAAAUGCGCAUUUAAUGGCAGAAAAAGCGCGAGUAUCUGAAGAAGAGGCUCUUGUAUUAUCAAAAAGAGCUAGCGAAGCUGAAGCAGAAUGUCAGCAAACAAAAAUGUCUCUGGAGCGAAAAGCACGUGAUGCUGAACUUUGGGCUUAUCGUCUAAUGCAUGAAACAGAUCGUCAUGGUUACGAUCCGUACUUAUGUCGUGCACAUUUAUAUGACUCAGAACCGAGUUGGCCACAGGAUUGGUUAUCAGCAUACGUACCUGUUCCCCAACGUUAUAUCAAUCAUCAUCGUUUAGUGUCAUCAUCAAGUAGUGGAGAUGGUGGUUAUAUGCAGUAUCUAGAUGAUGAUCCAAAUUUUACAGCUACUGUUGCACCCAUAAUUAAAACACAGCCAUCACUAUUUAUGAAGAAACAAGCAUUGCUGAAUUGUCCACCACCUGAUCCAUCUAGUAAUCAGAUGACACCAAACGAUCUUUUGUCUUUACGGACAGAAAUUGAAAAAUCCAGGUCUGAUUAUAAUGAGAAAAAAAAGAGUCUUCAAGAAAGGAUGACCGAAUUUCGGAACGAAAUUGAAAGUUUGAAAGUUGUAGAUCGUCAGUCGGAACAUGAUCGAAUCCAUGCAGCUAAUCUACAAAUGGGUAUUGAUAAGUAUUCCACGCUUAGAAAGAGUGGCGCUGGAGCAACGAAGACUCGAGUGCAAGUGUUUGAUGGUCUCUAA